UGAAUGUUUGGUAGUCUAUCACAUUUGAAAUAAAUAAAAAAGUGUAAUAAACUAAAGUUCCAAGUGGUUUGUUUACUUAUCGCUAUCUAUGAUGAUAAUUUGAUCACAUUCCUGUAAUUAUAGAGUUAAUUGCUCUUUAUGUGCUGUUACAGUCAUAUUGCCACACUCAUAUGCCCAAAAGAAGAGAAACAAAUCGUUUUAUUAAGGUUAGAGUUUUACUUUGUUCAACAAGUUUAAUAAUAAACGUAUAAAUCAGCCGUAAAAAGGCAUGUACUGGGCAGUACUGUGAAUGAAAUAAACCAGUAAUGACAAUGGAUGAACAAUUAAUCCAGUUUAUCAACUGUCGUAUCCUCAGAGAUCACAUUCUGGUGAAGGAUGACUUGUGGGUACGCAAUGGUAAAAUUGUGAAUCCUGAACAGGUGUUUUUUGAUGAAAGGAGAAGCUCUGAUGUUCAGAUUGAUUGUCAUGGAUGUAUCAUUGCUCCUGGGUUUAUAGAAGCUCAAAUAAAUGGUGCAUUUGGUAUUGACUUCUCAAAUCUUGGUGAGAAUUACGAGCAAGAAAUCUUAACAAUCUCCAAAGGAUUAUUGCAACAUGGUGUCACUUCUUAUUGUCCAACAAUGGUUACUUCACCAGUGGAGGUCUACCACAAGAUAAUAAAGAAUAUCCAAAGACACCCAGGAGGUAAACAUGGAGCUACUGUCUUAGGAUUGCACCUGGAAGGACCUUUUAUUAAUGUAGAGAAGAAAGGAGCACAUCCACCUCAUUGUAUAAAAGAAUUAAGUAAUGGAUUUAAAACAUUAAUGGACACUUACGGAUCAAUCGACAACGUGUCACUUAUUACUUUAGCGCCAGAACUGCCAAACGCCUUAGAAGUUAUCAAAGAACUCACGGCAAGAGGAAUUGUCACAUCAGUUGGGCAUUCCAUGUCUAAUUUACUUGAGGGUGAAGCUGCAGUCAAGGAAGGUGCAUCGUUGAUAACGCAUUUAUUUAAUGCUAUGCUUCCUUUUCACCAUCGUGAUCCAGGCUUAGUAGGCCUUCUGCAAUCACAUAACAUUCCAGCAGGUAGAACAAUAUACUUUGGAAUUAUCCCAGACGGGAUUCAUACGCAUCCAGCAGCGUUAAGGAUAGCUUACAAAGCUCAUCCUGAAGGACUAGUAAUAGUCACAGAUGCAAUAUCCGCGAUGGGAUUGCAAGAAGGCACUCAUAAUAUUGGUCAGUUCCUGAUUGAUAUAAAAAAUGGACGUGCGUGCAUUGCUGGGACGGAGACUUUGUGCGGGAGCAUCGCCACCAUGAACGAAUGCGUUCAAAAGUUUCACAGAGAAACUGCUUGUACCAAAGAAUUUGCUCUUGAAGCAGCUUCUCUUCACCCGGCGAAAGCUUUAGGUAUUUCCGACCGCAAGGGAUGCUUGGAUUUUGGCUGCGAUGCAGAUUUGGUGUUUGUAGACGAUGAAUUGAACUUAAUAUCAACGUGGAUUGCGGGCGAAUGUGUUUACAAGGUUUAAGUUUUAGAAAUUAAGUAAUAUGCGCUUACUAACUAUUGAAAUUAGUCUGAAUCUUAUAGCUUUUUAUACAUAUACACAAUUUUAUAUCUUUCAUAAGUUUUACAUGAUUGCUAAACAUACAAUAUAUAAAUAUACAUAUACAUAUUAAA
Molecule: messenger RNA, 1651 nt
Organism: Dalotia coriaria
Lineage: Eukaryota; Metazoa; Arthropoda; Insecta; Coleoptera; Staphylinidae
Product: N-acetylglucosamine-6-phosphate deacetylase
Exons: 8
Coding region: 306-1502 (398 amino acids)
Biological process (GO): N-acetylglucosamine catabolic process
Molecular function (GO): N-acetylglucosamine-6-phosphate deacetylase activity
Source: RefSeq, a predicted model, not a curated record